This is a messenger RNA of Chilo suppressalis (striped riceborer), 1368 nucleotides long. The record is from the annotation of a GenBank genome assembly. Lineage: Eukaryota; Metazoa; Arthropoda; Insecta; Lepidoptera; Crambidae.
AUGUCCUCUGUCUUGUUACAGGACAAAUUGCUCAAUAAACUGGAGGAGAAUGAGCCCGAACUGGCCACUUCGCCCGAGGAAGAGUGUGUAAUAUGCGUGAACGCCAAGGCCACGAUGCAGACUUCGCCGUGCGGGCACCGCGUGGUCUGCCGGCGGUGCUUCGUGAAGACCAUCCAGAUGGCUGUGAGCCAACGACUGCUGCCGCUGCGCUGCGUGAUCUGCCGCGCCAAGAUCCUACGGCUGCGACAGGCGCCGCGGCUGGUCACCAGCAAGAGUUGGCAGGUGUCGAGCGGCAGUGGCAAGUCGUGGGGCGUCCCGGGUUCAGUGUCCAGCUACUCCGUGGGCGCUCGCUCCGUGCCCGCGUCCGCCUCUCUCUACUCCGUCACCAGCGGCGAAUCGUCCCUCUCAGGAGUGUCUUCCGUAUCGUCGAACAGCGGCGGUAACGUAAUCAACGGGUGCUCGACUAAGUUGUGUGGGGGCGCAAAGUGUGGGGGCGCGUGCUUGGGGGCGGUACCGCGGCCCCCCUCCUCCUCGGCGCCCCCUAGAGCUCGCCAGCCCGCCUCCAACUCGCUGCGACGGUCGCAGCAUCAUAGUAUGAAGGCUAGGCUACAAGAGUACCAAGUGCACAGCUACACAGGAGGGCCAACAACAGGGGAGACGUCGGGCCGCCUACCGCCUAUCAGGGAGUUCCAGAGGGAAUUCCGGGAAGGCAGGCGGGAGAGCGCCGCCGCUGCCUCAGCCUCUACUAGGAUAAGGUGCGCCCAGAAAAUAGUUACGCAAUUAGAAACUUCACCGCAAAAGAACAAACACUUUUUCCGGCCUCUAAAACCUUCAAACAAGGACGAAUCUCCUAAAUCCAGAGAUCAAAGCAAUGAGACUGAAAGGAAAAAAGAUAACCCCAAAACUAAACCCAAGAAAGAGGAUAAGAAAAAGAAAGAUGAUGAAAACACGAAACAGGAAGACAAAAGCAAAAAGGAUGAAAGUAGCGAUAACAAAAAGAACGAAUUGGCUGAAAAAAAGAAAGAGGAAAAGUUAAGACUCAAAGCUGAAAAAGAAGCCAAGAAAGAAGCUAAAAUUCAAGCUAAGGAAGAAGAGAGACAAGCCAAACUUUUAGCAAAGGAAGAGGAACGGCAAGCCAAACUACUAGCUAAAGAAGAGAAGAAAAAGGCUAAGAAAGAGGCAAAGCUGGCCGCGCAGGCUGAAAAGGAUAAAAAUAACCAUGAUGAAGAAGAAGAAGAUCAAAAAGAAGAACAACAAGAAGAAAUAAUACAAGAUUAUGAAUCGGACGAACAUAGUUUUCUACUGUUUUUUAAUUUCCAUCGCUUUUAUCAAUUCCAACCCUUGCUAAUAUUUGUCAUUAUGCAAUAG